GUAAAGGAGCCACUAAAAUACCCGUCAGUAAGUUGUUAACAAUCAGCUGACAUAACCUUGCCAGAAAUCUAUCACACACAGCAAUAAAAACGGUAAACGUCUUAGAUAACACGUCAAAAUCGCCUCAAAAUAGCAGCUGGAUGAUGUGGGGACGAACAGAAAGAGAGGGGAGAUUGGUUGGAUAGUUAUCCUUCUCAUAUGGCAGCAGUGUCGGUGAAAUGUCCGUCUGUGUGGCUGCUGCUGUGGCUCUGCGUCCGGCUGUCGGAGACCAAAAACACCCGAGUCUCCCAGGACGACGACGUCCUGCUACCGUACACCCACGGCCACGGCCCCUCCCAUUCUCACCGCUACGUCAGGGACUGUCAGGCCGUCACUCAUGGCAACACCACCCACGAGCGCUGGUCCUCCAAUAACCACGGCGGGCUGCCGGUGGCCGACUCCACAGUGUUUGUAUCGGAUGUGCCGGGAAGCUCCGGAUGGGUUUACGGUCACAUGACGGUGGUCAACGACCCGCUGAGGACAGUGUCGGUGUUGGAGCCCGGUGGGCCGGGUGGCUGCGGGAUGAACAAGAGGGCCACUGUGGAGGAUACGGCUGAGGCAGCCGGCUGUCUUUAUGCCCAGAACGCCGGCUUCUUCAACACACAGUCUUACGAGUGUCUGGGCAACGUGGUGAGCGACGGCAGGAUGGUGCAGGACAGCGAUGGCGUGCAGAACGCCCAAUUUGGAAUCAGGGAGGACGGCACCCUGGUGUUCGGGUAUCUGUCACUGGAAGACGUCCGGGACCAGUUCAACCCGUUCGUCCAGCUGGUCAGCGGCGUGGUGUGGCUGCUGAGGAACGGCGAGGUGUACAUCAACCAGAGCCUGAUGGCCGAGUGCAACAAGACGCAGGAGACGGGAGUCUUCCGCACUUUUGUGGACGUGGUGUCGGCCAGGACGGCCGUGGGCCACGACGCCGAGGGCAGACUGGUCCUGGUUCAGAUCGAUGGACAGACUGGAGUGCGGGGCAUGAGUCUUUGGCAGAUGGCUGAGUUCCUGAAGAAGUACGGGAUCAUCAAUGCCAUUAAUCUGGAUGGAGGCGGGUCUUCUACCUUCGUGGCUGACGGCUCGUUAGCCAGCUACCCUUCUGAUCACUGCAUACCAGACAACAGGUGGCGCUGUGCUCGCCGCGUCUCCACCAUCCUUUGUGUCCACCAGCGGCGCUGCCAGCCGGCCAACUGCAGCGGACACGGAGACUGUGUGGACGGACGCUGUCGGUGCCAGGCGGGCUGGCAGGGGGCCGUCUGUGACUCUCUGGUGUGUCAGCCUCCAACCUGCGGCCCUCACGGUGUCUGCACUGCCAAUGGUUGUGUCUGUGAUGCUGGGUGGACAGGAGCGAACUGCAGCCGAGAGUGCCUGCCUGGUUUCUAUGGUGACAGCUGCAAUCAAACGUGCGCCUGCGUUAACGGCGGUUCCUGCCACCCCGUUCACGGACGCUGCGCCUGCCCCCCUGGUUUCCACGGCAACACGUGUGAACAAGUGUGUCCUCUGGGUUUCUUCGGUCCGUCCUGUGCUCAGGAGUGUCGCUGCGACGACCUCUGUCCAUGUGACCCGCAGACAGGAAGCUGCAACGCCACGCUGCAGGGAGAUGCCAACUUCACCUUACACAGAGCUGGACACUGCCUGGCCAAACAGAUGUUUACAUCGUGGAGACGAGAAGAAGAAGCUGGCAGGGAGCAGCCUCACCUAACGGAGCUUACGUGGCUGAUCGUCACCGUCACCUUGGCCUCACUGCUGGCGGUCAGCCUGCUGGUUCACCUCGUGCGGGCCUGUCGAGGGGCGGCGGCUCACUUCCCCGAGCGGCGAGACUACUCCUACGUCCCGCUGAACGACAUCAACAGGGCCGCCUCGCUUGCCGGAGAAGACGCAGGAGGGAAACCGGGGAAAGGGACACUCAGGUCGGACGAUUCAGACUCUCAGGAUGAGAUCUGGUCGCACUCGGGGAGGUCGUAGCCGUCAGGAGGGCGACGAGUGAUGCCCAGAGGAGCAGCUGGCUCUCCGCUGACAGUCUCAGCAUAACUCUGCUUAUUUAAUCUCAAACUCAAGAAACUUGACUGUCCUGCUGAAAUGAGAAGUCUCGUUCCAGCUGGAUCCCAGCUACACGUAGGACAUCGUGUUCAUUUGCUUCCCGCACAUCUUUGAGCUUAACUCAGGUUUUACAGCCUCGUGAAGCUGAUUCACUUUUAACUGGUGUUGAUCACUAUGGUAACAGCCCAACUACUGACCAAUCAGGAUCCUGAUGGGGGCAACAGGAGUGAGUUUAGAAGUGAUGAAGAGCAGGAGACACAUCUUUAAUAAAUCGGUAGAACGACUUUAACACCUCUUCCCCACAAACCGUCCACGCUGAGUUUAAGACGUCUAACGGAACGAUUCCGUCUCACCACACCAACAGCAUAAUCAAUUAAAGCUGCACGUUAGGCCUUAGUUUCUCUCAGUAGUUGCUUAGCCUUUAACACUCACUUAGACGCUUUGAAGAAGCCAAAUGUACCUUAUCUGUCCCUUACCUUAGACUUCACUUGCUCAGCUUCCAGUUCCACCAGAUAUCCAGGAUCUCCUCCUGGUAGGUCUUCAACACGGUGCCACGUAAACACAUGAAGCCUGUCAGGAACGAAGGACCUGGCGCUCAGAGCAAAGCGUUACUGAGGCUUUUAUCAGAUGUCGUUCUUAUGAACUCCAGGAUUUGCAGCUGUUUUCUAACUGCUUUGUGUCAUUUGUGAAUGUCGCCAAACUCCUGCUCUGUCACUGCCAGGUUCUUUUCACCUGUUUAAAAGACAGAAAUAAAAGUCAGUAUCAGGAUUCA
Molecule: messenger RNA, 2836 nt
Organism: Scatophagus argus
Lineage: Eukaryota; Metazoa; Chordata; Actinopteri; Scatophagidae
Gene: nagpa
Product: N-acetylglucosamine-1-phosphodiester alpha-N-acetylglucosaminidase
Exons: 13
Coding region: 199-1989 (596 amino acids)
Source: RefSeq, a predicted model, not a curated record